CAGGAACUUGAAGCCAUAAACGGAGAUCUCGGGCAGGAACUGUCGAACCUGGAGUCCAAAUUCCGGUGUGCACAGGAAGCCGCACUUUUAUCUCUCUCUCAGAGAAGAUGUGUUUCCAUGGAGGACAGCACGAUCCGGGCCAAAUUCGAGACACUGCAGGAUCAGAUCCGCUCGUGGGCCAGGAAGUACAGUGCCUCCGCUCUUGCCGAUCUAGAUCAAAUCCCACGCGAAAGCAAGACCACAAUUCUGCGCCUUCUAGGACCGAUGUGUGCCACUUCUGACUGGGAUAUACUUCUUGAAAGAUUGGCGGUUUCUCAGAACAGAAUUCCGGCACUCCUGAUGCAAGCGCUGCUAGCGAGGCAUAUAAUGAGCGAAAUGUUCAAGAACCCUUUUUUCGCUUUCGUCGGGUCAAGCGAUCCCUGGCCCAGUGCUGCGCAACUAGGUCAUAUGUAUGCCGUUAUGAAAACUGUGGAUCAGGCGGAGGCCCAUAUGUGGCGCUCACACACGCUACAGAUGUUCACCGAUAGCUCUCAUCCCAGCCUUGAUUUGCGUGUUCAGAAAUUGAGUCACUUUAGUCGCACAAUGGCUGCGCGGUUUUUGAAUUGUGGAGGCAGGCACAUUCUACGCUCAAUUAAGGAUGAAGACGAAGAGCGCAGGCGCUUCAAAGACCUCGAAACUGUGUAUCGAAUGGCUGGCGACCUGGCAUUGUCACUGUGGACAAUCCGAACAGACAUGCGUUGCCUCACCCUAAAGCAUCUUCCAGAAUUCCAGAGUUCAAACGGCCUGAUGUGCACACACCGACUACACCAAUUAGAUGAGUAUGACCAACGGCUGGAUGGCCAGAAUGUCAUACUAUGUGUUCAACCGGCCAUCGUGGCAUAUGGAAAUGAGAAUGGAGAACACUACGAUCAAUCCAAGGUGUGGGCUAAGUCUGUUAUGUUGAUGGAGGAA
Molecule: messenger RNA, 951 nt
Organism: Aspergillus japonicus CBS 114.51
Lineage: Eukaryota; Fungi; Ascomycota; Eurotiomycetes; Eurotiales; Aspergillaceae
Exons: 2
Source: RefSeq, a predicted model, not a curated record